CUGGUCGGGGCGGCGAGCGCGGCCGUGGAUAACUUCCUCCUGUGGCAGAUGCAGGAUCACGGGAGCAACAAGCUGCACAUGGCGCUCUCUGUCGCCCUCGCUCUGCUCUCUCAGGCCGCCUUUCCUCUGCUGGCGAGCAGAAUAUCCAAAGUCCUCGCCUCAGGGAGGGUCCUCACCGUUGGGGCCGCAACCCUCGGCCUGCAGUGCUUCUAUUACUCCUUCCUGUGGGCACCGUGGGCCGCGCUGCCGGCUCAGGCGUUCAGCUGCUUCAGCGCGGGCGCCGUGUGGUGGGCCGUGCGGGCGCAGUGCGAGGACUUGGCCACGCCCGGGUCCGAGAGGAGCGUGAGCAGGAUCUACAGCGCCCUCUGUCUGCACCUGGGCAGCGGGUUAGGGAGCUUCGGCGGCGGGUUGGUGGCUCAGCGGUUUGGGCUGACGUGGCUGUUCAGGGGCGUGGCCUUGUGUCUGACGGUGUGGUGCGUGUGUUUACCUCUGCUGCAGUGGAAAACUCCUCGCCAGCGCAGGAUCAACUACUCGAGGCUUUUGGCGGCCGAUGCGAGCGAAGGCAGCGACUCGGAGUCUGAGCAGGAGAGAGACUGGCUGGACGAAGCGAUGGAGACCGACCGGAGCAACAACAACAACGGACGGAGAGUCACCAAGUGAAACUGACUGAUGGAUAUCAUUCACAGAUGUCACUUUAUUUUCUCCCUUCAGGUUCCAUUAAUAACUUUUUUUUUUUAAGAACAUGAGCUGCAGAAAACAAUCUUUGUCAGGGAAACGGUUGCAGUUUGUAGUUUGUCCAGCAGAGGGCGGUCAAAAUGGUUCUGUUACCGAUAGUGGUAUCGAUAUUUGCUUUCGAUAAAACCCAAAAUGUGGUGUCAAGUAUCUCUGAGGAUGCCAGUCGAUGCACCAAUCAGAUACCAUCAUUUUAUUUAAUUUUUUUAUUUUUGCAUUUAUUGAUAAAGGACGCUAAAGAGAGACAGGAAGUGCCUGGAGGAGAGAGAGUGAGGUCGAGUUGCCACGACGAUGACUACAGCCUCAGUACAUGGGACAUGUAAAAAUAACUGUGAGGCUGUCUGAUGCUCCUCGGAUUCCUUCAUUUCGAUUUAUUAACCCAGCAGGUUAUCAGGUUAAAUAUCAUGUGAUGAUAUGAAAACACCUGAGUGCCAUGUUGCCGGUAAAACAGGUGAAAAAAAUGCAGAGACUUCUGCAGCCGACAAAGAGUUCUGAUGUGAAAUAUUCUAAAAGUUUCAUUAAAGUCAGAUGUGCA
Labrus bergylta (ballan wrasse) is the source of this 1267-nucleotide messenger RNA. The record is from RefSeq and is a predicted model, not a curated record. Lineage: Eukaryota; Metazoa; Chordata; Actinopteri; Labriformes; Labridae.